GUUCCAGCUCUUGUAAAUCUGGACGCAGCGGGGCGAUGAUGAGCGUCUUACAACCCAACAUGGCGGACUUUGAUACCAUUUAUGAGUUAGAAGACGAAGACGAUGAGCACGUAGUGAGCGAGGAGCACUUACAAAGAUACUGUCCGGAGCCCGUGAUCAUGCGAGGGGCCGGGCACAUCACCGUGUUUGGAUUAAGCAACAGAUUCGACACAGAAUUUCCCUCUGUUCUCACAGGAAAGGUAGCACCAGAGGAAUUCAAAACCAGUGUCGGCAGAGUGAACGCCUGCUUAAAGAAGAACCUGCCAGUGAACGUGAAGUGGCUUCUCUGCGGCUGUUUGUGCUGCUGCUGCACGGUGGGCUGCAGUCUGUGGCCCGUCAUCUGCCUCAACAAGAGAACAAGACGGUCAAUCCAGAAGCUGCUAGAGUGGGAAAAUAACCGAUUAUACCACAAGCUAGGGCUGCACUGGAAGCUCAGCAAGAGAAAAUGUGAAAGCAGCAACAUGAUGGAAUAUGUGAUUCUUAUAGAAUUCCUUCCUAAAUAUCCUAUAUUCCGACCGGACUGAGGAGAACGUCAUCAGACCGGAUGGACGGCCCUUCAAUCUUAUCCUUAGUGCCUUGUAUGUAUAUAUAUGUAUGUAUGUAUGUAUGUAUGUAUAUAUAUAUAUAUAUAUAUAUAUACACACACACAGUGUGUUGGAAUAAGGGUCAGGCGUCUCUCGUGACGACCCCGUACAUCUCCCUGUACUUUGUACAAAACAAUUUGCAACACUGUCACUUUGCUUUAGAGCAGAUUUUGCACAUUUUCUCCCCGUUUGUUGAUGAUGUUGCACUCUGAUUUUAUUUUAUCUCAUGUGUUAAAACGAGUAAAACGUUUGAAAAGUGCAUUUACCCCAAAGAACCUUCAGCCUGGUAAACCAGUGGCCCCUUCCUCGCAGACGAAUGUGAUGCCUCCACCUUUCCGUGACGAUCCUUGCCUUAUGUACGGUUAGAUAUUAAAGUAUAAAUCGAUGUAACUGGAACCGGCUGGAUCCAGUUCUUAGCAGGUAGACGAGACGGCGUCCGUCUCCCCCUCCAUGUUGUUUUCGUCUUUAUAUUAACUCUUUGUACCUGGGAAUUAGCUAGUACAAGAAGUUGACGUGUAAAUACCAUGGUAGGAUAAGCUGUACAGUGGUAUGCCAUUGUUUACAUAAAGUUUACUUAGUCUUUUAGAUUUUCUUUGCCAAUAUAUUGCUGUACCAUAGUUUUGAUUAAUGAAAGAUGUCUAGUUCAUAUGGACCUGUUUACCUUGUAAGCCAUAUAUAGUUACAGUGUAUCUGAUGCCAGGUUAUUGCACUUGAGCCCAGAGGAGAAUCCUGAUAUUCAAACAAAUUGUCUUUCGGUGGGUUUUUGCCAAUGAUCGAUUCUAUAGAUAUUUUUUAAUCCUUCGAUUUUGCAUUAUUUUUGUAGUUUUGUAUCCGUCUGUGCCGUGUUGGAAGCACUUCACUUUGUUUCGGUCAUCAUCCUGAGUGAUUGUGUUACUUUUCAUUUAAGUCGGGGGUGUCCAAAGUGUGGCCCGGGGGCCGCUUGCAGCCCCUGGACUGAUUGCGUGUGGCCGCUGACUUCAGUUCAAGAAAGAUACAAAUUUGAUAAAUGAUAAAAUAAUCACAAACAAGUAAAAUCUUCUUACAGUAGAAAAUAUUUGCUAAAAAAUAACCAUGUUUUCUCUUCAAGAACCAGUAAUAUUUACUCAAAAGUUUCACCAAAAUCUGCUUCUAAUUGAUUUAAUAAACUUAACUAAAUACAGCAAGCAUUUUCAAAAAAAGAUUGACCUAAAUCCUGAUUUUAUUCAUUUUUUUUCUUCCUAUUCAUACCUAGAAAAUUUACAUAAUUAUUAUUAAGGAGCAUCUGCAGAACCGUUUUUAAGUUUUGGAUCUAGAAUAAUUGACACAUCAUUUUCCAGCAGCAAAUCUGACUGUUUUAUUUAUUUAAUUUAAAUACCGCUUAGUUGAUUGUUGAUUAGCCCAUGUGACAAAAGGUUUGGACACCCCUGAUUUAAGUCGAAACAUUUCCCGGAUUUCAUUUUAUUAGUGCCUCUGGAAUAGUACCGUCUCCUUUGUGUGCGAAGGAGACUCUGAAAUCCUCCUCCCGAUAUUGUUACAGUUCAUGUAAAUGUUCGUCACCACGACCUAAUUCCUCUGGAGAGAGAAAAUAAACUGUUGAUUUUCA
Molecule: messenger RNA, 2205 nt
Organism: Poecilia reticulata (guppy)
Lineage: Eukaryota; Metazoa; Chordata; Actinopteri; Cyprinodontiformes; Poeciliidae
Gene: chic1
Product: cysteine-rich hydrophobic domain 1
Source: RefSeq, a predicted model, not a curated record